AAUUUAGAACUAGAAAAUAGGAAAGAAAUAGAAAAAGAAAGAAAAAAAAAUAUAGAAGUCUCUUAUAUCCGGACUAGAUUGCUUUAAUUCUCGUCAGUCUCUUCAGUUUCUCCGUCCAUACCAAAAAACAAAACCCUAGUUCCCUUGAUCAAUUUCAGUCUUUCAGAGAGCGUGUUUAAAGCUAAUUCAAAAAUGGUGUCUGCAAAUAAGGAAAUGGCUGUUUUUUGCUUCGACACUCUGCUUGCACAUUUCAACAACAGUGAAGAAGCUCCUGUACCAGCUUUUCAGGACGGCCAACACCCAUUGUUUGUCACUUGGAAGAAACUGGUUAAUGGCGGGGAGCCUCGUCUUCGAGGGUGUAUUGGAACUUUAGAACCACAUGCAUUGAUCGAUGGGUUCAGGGACUAUGCUUUGACUAGUGCUCUUAGGGAUCGCCGAUUCUCCCCGAUACAGCCGGAAGAAUUACCUGUUUUGGAAUGUACAGUUUCUGUUUUGACGGACUAUGAAACUGCUUCAGACUAUCUUGAUUGGGAGGUUGGAACCCAUGGUAUUAUUAUUAAGUUUGUCGAUGCUGAUUAUAACGUGAGACGAAGCGGUACAUACUUGCCUGAAGUAGCAGAGCAACAAGGAUGGACACAAACUGAGGCAAUCGAUUCUCUGAUGCGUAAAGCUGGCUAUAACGGUGCAAUCACGGAGCCAUUGAGGAAGCAAAUUCAGCUGACUCGUUACAAGAGCACGAUUUACACCAUGAGCUACAAUGACUACAUGUCCUACAUUAAGACAACCAGAGGUGAGACCCCUUCAGCAGUCGGGUCUCAAACCUAGUAACCGUUGAUCUUUCCCUACAGCUGCAUAAAUUCUCAGCUGUUUAGGUUAUUUAAACUAAUCAAUCCGAUAGUUGGGUCGGCAGAGGAUUUUAGUUUCUCUCCUUCCAACUGCUUUAGUGCUUUAACCAUUGUUAAACUAUUUCUUCAUCCAUCACUCGUCCCAGUCGAAACUCACAGGGAUGAAACUGGUUAGUGAGAUAGACCUCUUUGAUUUGUAGUUUAAUAAUUGAUUCUUACCCGAUGUUAUCAUUUCUUGUCAGCAUCAUGUUAUAUGAAUUGUGGCUUAAGAGGCCGCCUUACCUGCA
Papaver somniferum (opium poppy) is the source of this 1132-nucleotide messenger RNA. RefSeq lists its product as uncharacterized. The transcript has 5 exons. NCBI's taxonomy places the organism in Eukaryota, Viridiplantae, Streptophyta, Magnoliopsida, Ranunculales, Papaveraceae. The record is from RefSeq and is a predicted model, not a curated record. Bases 193 to 825 code for a protein of 210 amino acids.